Lemur catta (Ring-tailed lemur) is the source of this 2112-nucleotide messenger RNA. It is a transcript of the gene DLX4, whose product is annotated as distal-less homeobox 4. NCBI's taxonomy places the organism in Eukaryota, Metazoa, Chordata, Mammalia, Primates, Lemuridae. Gene Ontology annotation, biological process: embryo development; cell differentiation; negative regulation of transcription by RNA polymerase II. Gene Ontology annotation, molecular function: DNA-binding transcription factor activity, RNA polymerase II-specific; RNA polymerase II cis-regulatory region sequence-specific DNA binding. The record is from RefSeq and is a predicted model, not a curated record. The transcript is spliced from 3 exons. The coding region runs from base 387 to 1109 and encodes 240 amino acids.
GGGCUGCCCCAGGGAGGCGGGUCCCGGCUCCGGGCCUCCGUGAGGUCACCGCGUGCAGCAGCCAAUCUGGGGCGUCUAGGUGGGCGGGGCCCCCGUCGGGUCCCGGGAACCGAACCCGAAGGAGAGGAGGGGGGCCCCAUGGAUUUAGGGGGGAGGGGAAAGCCAUGGGGGGUGCCCCCCCGGAACCCCUUUCCCGGGCGCGCGCUCUCCGCUGGAAGAGGCGCAGAGAGACAUUUUCCCCAGGAUCUUAAGUGUGGGGGCGGCUGGCUGGGGGGCUCGUCCGGCCCAACGCCCGAGGCGAGGGAAAGAGAGAGUUGGCGGAGGAAGCGGACUACGUGCUGGGCCAUGGCCUAGGUCCUUCGGCCCCGGUCCCGGCCCUGGCCGCAAUGACCUCUUUGCCCUGCCCCCUCCCUGGCCCGGACGGCUCCAAAGCUGUCUUCCCAGACCUCGCCCCCGUUCCGUCGGUAGUGGCUGCCUACCCGCUUGGCCUGUCCCCCACAACCGCAGCCUCCCCCGAUUUGUCCUACUCCAGGCCGUAUGGCCACCUCCUGUCCUACCCCUACACCGGGCCAGCGACCCCCAGGGACUCCUACCUGCCCUGCCAGCAACCCGCGGCGCCUUCUCAGCCCCUCUGUGGCCCCACCGAGCACCCACAGAAACCGGAGGCAGACUCUGAGAAGCCGCUGCUGUCCCGGGAGCCCUCGGACGGGCGCCCGCAAGCCCCGGCCAAGAAGCUGCGCAAGCCGAGGACCAUCUAUUCGAGCCUGCAGCUGCAGCACCUGAACCAGCGUUUCCAGCACACGCAGUACCUGGCGCUGCCCGAGAGGGCCCAGCUGGCAGCGCAGCUCGGCCUCACUCAGACCCAGGUAAAGAUCUGGUUUCAGAACAAACGCUCCAAAUACAAGAAGCUCCUGAAGCAGAACUCUGGAGGACAGGAAGGGGACUUCCCUGGGAGGACCCCUUCGGUGUCUCCCUGCUCCCCGCCCCUUCCGUCCCUCUGGGAUCUACCCAAGACAGGGGCCCUGCCCACCAGUGGCUAUGGCAACAGCUUUGGAGCGUGGUAUCAGCAUCACUCCCCAGAAGUGCUGGCUCCGCCUCAGAUGAUGUGAGUCCGCGGCAGGGCGGGUCAGCCCCAGCCCUCCUACAAAGCCCAGGACCCAGCCCACCUGCACCUCUUCUGGGCUGGGAGAAAACCAGCUCCAGAUGGGUACUCUCUCGAGGACAAGGAGCUGGAGAAGGAAAAGGGAUGGGGUGGAGUCCUGUACCCCCAACCCAAAGAGCUAUGUUAAGGACCUCAGCCUUAACCACUGCCUGCCACCACUACCAUGGACUGGACACCUUCCCUCCAGCUGGACAAAGGCUCUGGAGCGAGCCAUUGACUGGAGUUGAAACUGCCCCCAGGGUCCUUGGUCUUGCCACUCCCCUCCCCUUCCUCCUCCCCUCAGCUCUCCUCCUCCCCUCCCCCUCCUUCUCCCCUCCCCCCACCCCUUUGAAAGGACUGCAGCCCCACUACAGCCUGGAGUCAAAACCAGCUAGAUUUUUUUUUCCCUUUGUGUGUUUUGGGCUUUGCCCAACCCAUUUGUGAGCAAAAGCAGAAGUGGAUAUCCAGAGUGGGUCUGAUUUUUCCUGGAGGUCAGCCCAUUACCCCCAUAACUAAUACACCCACUCACCAUCCUGUGAAGUAGAAGGGAUGUGGAGAAAUGUGGAGUUUGUGGGCCAUGGGUAAUUUGUGCUCUCCUCCUAAACAAACCCCCUUGUCCCCUUGUCAACCCAGUUUGGGUAGACAGUGGCUCCAAUUAUCCAUAGAAUUCAACAGGUAUUUAUUAACAGACUAGCUCCUCCUCUUUCCCCACCCCUAAUACCUGAAAAACCCACGUGCACGCUGUCUCUCAGAAACCCAGUUGGGUAACACUUUGGGGGACAUGGGGAAAAACGAGCUCCCUGAAUAAGUGCAGGUGUAGACAUCCCCAAAUAGGUGGGGCAGGCCUGGCAAUUCAGCUCCUCACAGCCGUCUGUGUCCAAAGGAACUGCUCAGGUUUAUAACCCACCUGACUAGCAGCCCCCAAGCUCUUACCAUCCUUCACAUCAGGAGCUUCCAGAGAUUAAAGUUUG